UGUUUGGAAAGAACAGGAUGCUGAUCUAGACGUGGAAAAAAGUCAGUCCUACCGGUGGUUUAGAAGACAUGUGGUGUAUAUAAAGUUUGUGAUAGUUGGUGGAAAUUUGGGUUGUGCUCUAGCACGAUAUUGCUCAUACAUCACAUUUUGGGGUGACUAAAGAAAAGAACCAAGAGCUGACGGGCUGUCCUUGGGCAGGAAUUUGGAUAAUGGGCUGUGUGCAAUGUAAGGAUAAAGAAGCAGCGAAACUGACAGAGGAGAGGGACGGCAGCCUGAACCAGAGCUCCGGGUACCGCUAUGGCACAGACCCCACCCCUCAGCACUACCCCAGCUUCGGCGUGACCUCCAUCCCAAACUACAACAACUUCCAUGCAGCUGGGGGCCAGGGACUCACCGUCUUUGGGGGAGUGAACUCUUCCUCUCACACUGGGACCCUGCGGACGAGGGGAGGGACAGGAGUGACACUAUUUGUGGCCCUUUAUGACUAUGAAGCACGAACAGAAGAUGACCUGAGUUUUCACAAAGGAGAAAAAUUUCAAAUUUUGAACAGUUCGGAAGGAGACUGGUGGGAAGCCCGCUCCUUGACAACGGGGGAAACUGGUUACAUUCCGAGCAAUUAUGUGGCUCCAGUUGACUCUAUCCAGGCAGAAGAGUGGUACUUUGGAAAACUUGGCCGAAAAGAUGCCGAGAGACAGCUCCUGUCCUUUGGAAACCCAAGAGGUACCUUUCUUAUCCGCGAGAGUGAAACCACCAAAGGUGCCUACUCACUUUCCAUCCGUGAUUGGGAUGAUAUGAAAGGAGACCAUGUCAAGCAUUAUAAAAUUCGCAAACUUGACAAUGGAGGAUACUACAUCACAACCCGGGCCCAGUUUGAAACUCUCCAGCAGCUCGUGCAACAUUACUCAGAGAGAGCCGCAGGUCUCUGCUGCCGCCUAGUAGUCCCCUGUCACAAAGGGAUGCCAAGGCUUACCGAUCUGUCUGUCAAAACCAAAGAUGUCUGGGAAAUCCCUCGAGAAUCCCUACAGUUGAUCAAGAGACUGGGAAAUGGGCAGUUUGGGGAAGUAUGGAUGGGUACCUGGAAUGGAAACACAAAAGUAGCCAUAAAGACUCUUAAGCCAGGCACAAUGUCUCCAGAGUCCUUCCUGGAGGAAGCACAGAUCAUGAAGAAGCUGAAGCAUGACAAACUGGUGCAGCUCUACGCCGUGGUGUCUGAGGAGCCCAUAUACAUCGUCACGGAGUACAUGAAUAAAGGAAGUUUGCUUGAUUUCUUAAAAGAUGGUGAAGGGAGAGCUCUGAAAUUGCCAAACCUUGUCGACAUGGCAGCACAGGUUGCUGCAGGAAUGGCUUAUAUCGAGCGCAUGAAUUAUAUCCACAGAGAUCUGCGGUCAGCAAACAUCCUAGUGGGGAAUGGACUAAUUUGCAAGAUUGCUGACUUUGGAUUGGCUCGGUUGAUUGAAGACAACGAGUACACAGCAAGACAAGGUGCAAAGUUUCCCAUUAAGUGGACAGCCCCUGAAGCAGCCCUCUAUGGAAGGUUCACAAUCAAGUCUGAUGUGUGGUCUUUUGGAAUCUUACUCACAGAGCUGGUCACCAAAGGAAGAGUGCCCUACCCAGGCAUGAACAACCGGGAGGUGCUGGAGCAGGUGGAGAGAGGCUACAGGAUGCCCUGCCCACAGGACUGCCCCAUCUCCCUGCACGAGCUCAUGAUCCACUGCUGGAAAAAGGAUCCGGAAGAGCGCCCCACUUUCGAGUACUUGCAGGGCUUCCUGGAGGACUACUUUACCGCCACAGAGCCCCAGUACCAGCCCGGUGAAAACCUGUGAGAGCCUGCUCUUCAGAGACCUCUUCUGAGGCCUCCCCACCCCUCCCCAUUAGCUUCCAGUUCCGUAGCCAGCUGCCCUGAGCAGCAGAACCGUCCAGGAUCAGAUUGCAUGUGACUCUGAAGCCGGCGAACUUCCACGGCCCUCAUUAAUGACAUUUGCCCCCCAGUCCGAACCUCCUCUGUGAAAGCAUCCAGACAGAACCGUGUUAUUUCUCAGACUUUGGAAAUGCAUUGUAUCGAUGUUAUGUCAAAGGCCAACCUCUGUUCAGUGUAAAUAUCUGCUCCCGUGCCAACAAUCCUAGUACUUUCCUUUUUUAAAAAAAAAACAAAAUGCAAAUCCUAUGUGAUUUUAACUCUGUCUUCACCUGAUUCAACUAAAAAAAAAAAGUAUUAUUUUCCAAAAGUGGCCUCUUUGUCUAAAACAAUAAAAUUUUUUUUCAUGUUUUAACAAAAACUGAUCAGGACAGGUGUUUGUUUUUUUUCUUUUUUAUACAUAUGAAUAUAUACGUAAAAUGUUCCUGUAUAUACACCAUGUGGGUGCUACCAUGGAGACUGUGGCCAGCAAAGGCCACAUAGUUACAGGGCCCAGAGUGAGGAUCACUGGGGAAACCUGCAUCUAAGCACUGGUGUUAUUUUGAAAGCCGGUGGCCUCCGUUUUUUACUUCUACAAAGCAUGAUUUUCCCCCCUUCAUUUGGAUUGCACUUUUUCAGUUCCAGUCAUACCUGUAGAUUGUUGUUCAUGUGACUUUUCAGGUCCCUGAGCUGAGUUCACGCAUUUUAGUGCCCGUUUCGCUCCAGCGUACUGUGAUCUGUUCUUGCGACUUGAGAGUGAGCACACUUAAGCAAGCAGCCAUCCAGUCCUACCCUGAGGGCUGCAAGACGGAGACCGCAUAGACUUGCUGUAUAGAUAUGAAUGCUGACUUGUUUUAAAUGUUCUUCUUUUAUUUAAUAAAUCUUGUAACCACA
Cricetulus griseus (Chinese hamster) is the source of this 2788-nucleotide messenger RNA. The record is from RefSeq and is a predicted model, not a curated record. NCBI's taxonomy places the organism in Eukaryota, Metazoa, Chordata, Mammalia, Rodentia, Cricetidae.